Gorilla gorilla gorilla (western lowland gorilla) is the source of this 717-nucleotide messenger RNA. Its product is annotated as small cysteine and glycine repeat-containing protein 7-like. The transcript has a single exon. Lineage: Eukaryota; Metazoa; Chordata; Mammalia; Primates; Hominidae. The record is from RefSeq and is a predicted model, not a curated record. Bases 49 to 339 code for a protein of 96 amino acids.
UCUCAAGUCCUCCUUCCUCACUUCACCUGAGUCCUCUUUACUGACACCAUGGGUUGCUGUGGUUGUGGAAGUUGUGGUGGCUGCGGUGGUGGCUGUGGUGGCUGUGGUGGUGGCUGCGGUGGUGGCUGCGGUGGUGGCUGUGGCAGCUACACCACCUGCAGGUGCUACCGGGUGGGCUGCUGCUCCAGCUGCUGCCCCUGCUGCCGCGGCUGCUGUGGGGGCUGCUGCAGCACACCCGUGAUCUGUUGCUGCCGCCGCACCUGCAACUCAUGUCGCUAUGGCUGUGGGAAGGGCUGUUGCCAGCAGAAGUGCUGCUGCCAGAAGCAAUGCUGCUGCUAGGCGGGUCCCCGGCCUCUGGGAAGAUGCUGCAGGUAACGAACUGUCCUGUUGGUAAAUUUUCUCUCCCUCCUGCCAGUCUUCUCUGAUUUGAAAGUCACAAGAAGUUUUAUCCACAUUCCCUGGUCUCUGAGAUCCUGCCUGCACGUGAAAACCACCAACACAAACCUUCUCUAUCAAUCACCAAAGUAUGAGCCCAAAAAAACAGAGGGAUAUUUUUAAUGCUAUGUUUUCUUGAAAUUUUACUGUUGAAAUGUUUGUUUCUAUUCCUUUUCCCUCCUUUCUGUAGUUUCUGUAUCCUGCAUGUCUGCUCCUGCUUUCUGUUUCUGUAAACCUGAGACCAUAUUUUCCCAAUUAACCACAUAAAAUUGGCAUUAAAGA